Carassius carassius (crucian carp) is the source of this 2683-nucleotide messenger RNA. RefSeq names its product zinc finger protein 318-like. Lineage: Eukaryota; Metazoa; Chordata; Actinopteri; Cypriniformes; Cyprinidae. The record is from RefSeq and is a predicted model, not a curated record. The coding region runs from base 109 to 2283 and encodes 724 amino acids. Gene Ontology annotation, biological process: positive regulation of DNA-templated transcription; negative regulation of DNA-templated transcription. The transcript has 8 exons. Gene Ontology annotation, cellular component: nucleoplasm.
CUGUGGCCGCGUACAGACUUAUGUAGAUGCACAAGAGCUCAGAGAGUGAAUGAAAAAAUAAACUCGUUGCAACUACACAUAUAUUGAUCAGAUAUUUAUGCACAAAAGAUGUACCGAGGUACGUCAAACCCGGACUAUCGCCGGCCACCGGUACCCCCGUCAGGGUUCGGACACCCCGCAGCAUCUUUUGGACCUCCGCCAUUCUGCUCUCCUUUCGGGGUUCCUCCGGGGCCUCGGUACUGUUCUCCUCCGCCCGGUCCUCCUCCUCCGGGACGCCCGUACGGAACAGGGAAUGACAACUACAACAGGGAAUCCUUUUACGAGAACCGACCCUUCACCAGCCCCACUACUGACCAAAGUGGGUCCACGCUGAUCAGCUCUCUGCUCACACCUUCAAAUCAAAAUCAGAUUGGUCACUCUUCUCAAAACUGGUCAACCAAAAGUAUAGAUGAUCAAAACCAAGAAGUCAGGAAAAAGGCAGAAGAGUUUCUCCGAAUCCUGAAAGCAAGUGACCGCAUUGAGCUGCCAGGAGAUAAAAAUGACAGUGGCACAGGAGACAAGCAUCCAAGCCAAACGCGGAGUCGGAGCAGAGGGAGGAGCCGUCCACGCAGUCGCAGCAGGAGUCACGGAAGGAGCCGGGGUCUUAGUCAAUCUCGGAGUCGUGGAAAGAGUCGUGCUCGCAGCAGAACACACAGCCGUAGUCGCAGCCGAGGUAAAAGCCGCACAAGGGCCAAAAGUCGUGCAAGGAGCCGUAGCCGCAGUCGUAGUCUCGGGAAGAGCGGAGCGCACAGUAAGAGUCAGUCACGCGUGAGCCCCAGCCAGACAAAACAGUCUUCCAGAGGGACUGUUGAAGGCUCUGUCAGCACCAGCAGUGGAAUAAGUCUUGGUGGUAGUGCCAUGCCUGAUCAAUUUCAUGGACUAAGACAGAUCCUACAGAACAAAGAUCUAGACAAACACCUGCCUUUGGUCAAGAAUGCCCUCCUUAGUAACCAGAAUACUGAUGACACAAUGGGAAUGUUUCUGGCAAAUCAGUAUGCAGUUAGAGGCUUCCACAACCCAGAACCUGAAAUCUCUGCUGAACACUGCUAUGGUUCCCUGCUUCCUCACGAGAGGGCUGGCGGAGACAGCGGCAGCUUUUCCAAUAUCUUAUCCUGGAACACACCCAACCAGCAGCCUGAAACCAAGCCUGCAUUCCAGAGUGUUGAAGAUGAAGAGAAAUUCCUAUAUGGAGAGGAAGAGGAGCGAUCCAAACCUCAGGCUGUGACGGUUCCGUUGGCCCAGACGAGAUCUGUGAGGUCUCCGGUUCAUCAUCUUAGUAAAGAACAGCAGACUCUCAGUCUUCAGGAACCCAAAGUGCAUGCCAUGCCUGCUAGCGUGCAGCCCGCUGCUUCUGGCACCACAAAAGUCUCUCCAGAGGAAUGCGAGAAGGUGAGAACCCUCCUGAGGGCCAUUGGCCUGAAUCCAAGCAUGUCUGACAUCUGUAAAAUGGCUGCCAGACUAAAAGAAAAAAAGGGAGAACAAGGAGUUCCAGCCUCGCUCUCGAUGCUCAAACCAGCCCUGGAGGCGUUGCAAGCACUGUCCAGAGCAUCCAAAACAGAUGACAGUAGGAGUAAUCGCUCUGGAAGCAGCCAUUCUCAUCAAGAGUCCAAGCGUGAGGAGAAGAAGAUGGAUGAGAAGGAGCGAGACACACGAGAGAAACAGAUUCAAAAGAAAAGGAAGGAGUACCUGGUGAAGGAACUGGAGGGUCUGCUGAAACAGGAAGGUGGGGGUGAUUUGAUCCCGGUGAUAGGUUUCUUCUGCCAGCGCUGUGAGGAGUUCUUCAGCGAUCUGAACAGUGCAGAGAGACAUGUAGAAAGUCACAGCCGCAAGGACAGGAACAAGACAACAGGGUCACAGGAGCAGCACAGGGAUGCUAAGAGACAUGAAGACCAGCAUCACUCAUCAUCUCACAGACGAGACAGCACACACAGUAGGCCUGAGAGGUCGACAUCCUCACGGGUCUUCCAGGACCAGAGGGAACGCAGUCCUGACAGAAAGCACCCCAGAGAUGAAAGAAGCGCUCAUUCUACAGAUAUCAAACUCAAAAACGAGCCAGAGGGCAAAGACUGUAAAGAGGAGAGUAAAGACAAAUACAAAGUGAAAAAGGAAAAAACUGUUGGCGACGAUGAUGCAGAAUCAACAAAGAGUGAGAAAAAGAAAAAGAAGAAGAAGAAAAUGAAGAAAAAAGAAAAGAAGAAAAAAAAGGACAAGAAAAAAGCAGAGGGUGAUAAGGAUUCACCUUAGUCAGUCUACUUCUAAAAGCAUCAGCUGUAGCUGCACUGCAUUUCAAUCAGCAGUCACUGGUGAGUCUUCUCUGGUUGAAGGCCUAAAUAUGAUGUAAAUGUUGUUAUGCAUCCUGUAGAUGAUACUCCAAUCGCAUACAGCUUCACGUACAUAGAGACACUUUUAGCAUGUUACAUUUAAAUGCGAUCAACCAGAGAUUUAAAACCUAAAACUCCAGAACUUUCUAGAAAUGUGCAGACAUUCUGGUCGUAUAUCCAGCCCAACCAUUUGUCAUUGUCCCAUAAACAGUAUUCCACACACCAAACAUGCUGCAGCGUUCUUGCUCUGAAGAAUGUAAACAUUCAUAGUAGGAUUGAAAAAGUUUAUGCAGUAAUAAAAGGUUUUUGGAUUAGAGAUUGGU